Racocetra persica is the source of this 611-nucleotide messenger RNA. NCBI's taxonomy places the organism in Eukaryota, Fungi, Glomeromycota, Glomeromycetes, Diversisporales, Gigasporaceae. The record is from the annotation of a GenBank genome assembly.
AAGCUUAAAAUAUGCAAAAUUCUCAGAUAUUCAAUCAAAAAUUCAGUCUUGGCAAAAAUCAAAAAAAGAUAUUUGGGAUCUAGUUGAAUCUUUAAUGCAAUCAGAUGAAUAUCUACCAGAAAAAGAUAAUUUCGAAUUAUAUAAAAAAUUUAUUCAAAUUAUUGAUAUGAUACUAUUUUAUUGUCAAAAGCUAAAAAUUUCAUACAAUAACAAAAUUGUUCUAAAAUAUAACCAAAUACGUGAAGAAAUUUUAAGUUCUUCAGAUUCAAAUCAAUUUGUAAUUGAUUUAUCUAUUAAAUAUAGUAAAUACAAAUUCAAACCACAUUUAUAUCAAGAAAAACCUGAACUACUUUUUCCAAUAAUUAAAUUAGAAAAAUAUUUUGUUCAUAUUUCAAGACAAGUUGAUUCAUCACAAUAUUAUAUUUCUAAAAAAGAACUAAAAAAAACAAUCAAUUUUGAGAAACUUUCCAAAUGGAUCAAACAAAAAUUUAACAAAACAUAUAAAACUUCAUUAGAUUUCUUACUCGAUGAAGAAAAUUUAUCGAUUGAUUCUAAUUUUGAUUCAGUUAUUUGUGAAAAGUUAGAAAAUAUUUUAGAUGCUUGUUUACUAA